CCCCCCCCGCCUCGCCCCGCCCUCCUCGUCAUGCGGGACGCGGGCGGGGGCGCCUCGGAGUGACGCGCCCUCCUCGCGGUGCCCUUCAGCCGCCGCCGCAGCACAGAGCGCCACAUGGACCCCGCCGGCCCCAGAGCGCGCUGCUGCUGAUCGUCCGCCUGGGAAGGCAGAGGACUCUGACCACACUUGAAUGUGAGAUCUGACCCCGGAGAGGCUCCUGAGGAAUCAAGCCAUCAUCAUGGAGUUCGUGAUGAAACAAGCCCUAGGAGGGGCCACCAAGGACAUGGGGAAGAUGCUUGGGGGUGAUGAGGAGAAGGACCCUGAUGCUGCCAAGAAGGAGGAGGAACGGCAGGAGGCCCUGCGGCAGGCAGAGGAGGAGCGAAAAGCAAAGUAUGCCAAGAUGGAGGCGGAACGUGAGGUCAUGAGGCAGGGCAUACGAGACAAGUAUGGCAUCAAGAAGAAGGAGGAGCGUGAGGCUGAGGCCCAGGCAGCCAUGGAAGCCAACUCAGAAGGUAGUCUGACUCGACCCAAGAAGGCUAUCCCACCAGGCUGUGGUGAUGAGCCGGAGGAGGAAGAUGAGAGCAUCCUGGACACUGUCAUCAAGUACCUGCCUGGGCCACUGCAGGACAUGUUCAAGAAGUAAUGAUACUGGGUCAGCGCCCAGAGCCCUGCCCAUUGUACAGACCCCUCGGAGCCCCUCCCUCCCAUAAGGGAUAUUGGGAGCAGAUGCAGCCCCCUCUUCCCCACCCCCGCAAAAAUAAGCCAUAGUCCUAGAUCUAUCUUGCCCAUGUCCCCCUCGCGCCUCGGGAGCCUCUGGCCACCUCUCCCCGCACUGCCAUCAUUGACCCCACCAGGCAAGGGUGUGACCCUCACACUCUGUGCUGUGCAUCCUUGCCUUUGGGUGGUUGGACCCCUCCUUCUAAUCUUGAGUUCACCAUUCCCACUGAGCCUGCCCAAGGUCAGGCCCUAAGGGCCAGCCCUGACCACCCCUGGGGUGCCAUUUCUCCGUGGCUGGCCAUCAGUCAGGGCCUAAACUCAGGAGCACAGCCAUAGUGGGGUGGGACUUGGGGAAUGAGCAGUGGGUGCCUGGGGGCCCCAGCCCUUCCCUAAGCCCAUUGCCCCUGUUUCUGGACUUGUUGGACCUGCUGGACCAUUUGCUCUGUCUGUCUGUGCGCUACCACCCUAGUCCUCACCGGCG
This is a messenger RNA of Phodopus roborovskii (desert hamster), 1198 nucleotides long. It is a transcript of the gene Cplx1, whose product is annotated as complexin 1. The record is from RefSeq and is a predicted model, not a curated record. Bases 239 to 643 code for a protein of 134 amino acids. NCBI's taxonomy places the organism in Eukaryota, Metazoa, Chordata, Mammalia, Rodentia, Cricetidae. Gene Ontology annotation, molecular function: syntaxin binding. Gene Ontology annotation, cellular component: terminal bouton; SNARE complex. The transcript is spliced from 4 exons. Gene Ontology annotation, biological process: neurotransmitter transport; regulation of neurotransmitter secretion; synaptic vesicle exocytosis.